Vicugna pacos (alpaca) is the source of this 3742-nucleotide messenger RNA. The record is from RefSeq and is a predicted model, not a curated record. NCBI's taxonomy places the organism in Eukaryota, Metazoa, Chordata, Mammalia, Artiodactyla, Camelidae.
GUCCCGGCUCCCGCCCGAGCAGGGUGGGCGCGGGGGCUGCUGCGAAGUGGGCGCGAAGGCAGCCGGGGGUGAGGCGGCCAUCGAGCCCUUCCGGAAGGGGAACGCAUCCUAGGUGCCAGGGAUGAAGAGGAGUGACCUUUGUGGAGGGAUCGAAACUGGAGGAAGGGGCGACUUGGGACUGAGCUGGAAUGGGUCGCCUGAGGAUGGGCGAAUGACAUGGAGGGAAAGAAGGAGAAAUCAGGAAGAUGCUGCCUGAACCGCACCUGAAACUCUCCUUCCUUCCUGUUUGGAAAUGAUUGGUACCCGAGACUUUGAUUUCGGUCCCAUUCAGUUUUUAAACUUCAGGAGAGAUCACAGAAUCUUGAUCCUCUUGCUUUCGUCACACCCACUUAGUCCUGCUUGGUUUCCUGGUGAUGACAUGGCAUCUGCCAGCUCCAGCCGGGCAGGAGUGGCCCUGCCUUUUGAGAAGUCUCAGCUGAUUUUGAAAGUGGUGUCAGCAAAGCCCAAGGUGCAUAGUCGUCAACCUCGAAUUAACUCGUUUGUGGAAGUGGCAGUGGACGGACUCCCCAGUGAGACCAAGAAGACUGGGAAGCGAAUUGGGAGCUCCGAGCUUCUCUGGAACGAGAUCAUCAUUUUGAAUGUCACGGCCCAGAGUCAUUUAGAUCUGAAGGUCUGGAGCUGCCACACCUUGAGAAAUGAACUGCUGGGCACCGCCUCCGUCAACCUCUCCAAUGUCCUGAAGAACAAUGGGGGCAAAAUGGAGAACACGCAGCUGACCCUGAACCUGCAGACUGAAAACAAAGGCGGUGUUGUCUCGGGUGGUGAGCUGACAAUUUUCCUGGACGGGCCCACUGUUGAUCUGGGAAGCGUGCCUAAUGGCAGUGCCGUGACGGAUGGUUCACAGCCACCUUCAAGAGAGUCCAGCGGGACAGCUGUCGCUCCAGAGACCCGGCACCAGCCUCCCAGCACAAACUGCUUUGGUGGGAGAUCCCGGACGCACAGACAUUCAGGUGGUUCGGCCAGAACAGCCACAACAACCGGCGAGCAGAGCCCCAGUACUAGCAGCCGGCACCACCAGCCCGUCAAGAACCCAAGCCACAGUGGCUUGGCCAAUGGCACAGUGAACGAUGAACCCACUGCAGCCCCUGAUCCUGAAGAACCCUCUGUUGUGGGUGUGACGUCCCCGCCUGCUGCAGCGUCGAGCGUGACCCCGAACCCCACCGCAGCGGCUCUCCCUGCCACGGCCACGCCGGCCGAGGGACAGGAGCCCAGCACUUCGGGCACACAGCAGCUCCCAGCCGCUGUCCAGGCCCCCGACGCUCUGCCUGCUGGAUGGGAGCAGCGAGAACUCCCCAACGGGCGUGUCUAUUAUGUGGACCACAAUACCAAGACCACCACCUGGGAGCGGCCUCUUCCUCCAGGCUGGGAGAAACGCACAGACCCCCGAGGCAGGUUCUACUAUGUGGAUCACAACACCCGGACCACCACCUGGCAGCGCCCCACCGCCGAGUACGUGCGAAACUAUGAGCAGUGGCAGUCGCAGCGGAACCAGCUCCAGGGUGCCAUGCAGCACUUCAGCCAAAGAUUCCUCUACCAGUCUUCGAGUGCUUCCUCUGACCAUGACCCAUUGGGCCCUCUCCCUCCUGGCUGGGAGAAGAGACAGGACAACGGACGGGUGUAUUACGUGAACCAUAACACACGCACUACCCAAUGGGAGGACCCUCGGACCCAGGGGAUGAUCCAGGAACCAGCUCUGCCCCCAGGGUGGGAGAUGAAGUACACCAGCGAGGGGGUGCGUUACUUUGUGGACCACAACACCCGCACCACCACCUUUAAAGAUCCUCGCCCCGGGUUUGAAUCUGGGGCGAAACAAGGUUCCCCUGGUGCCUACGACCGAAGCUUUCGGUGGAAGUAUCACCAGUUCCGUUUCCUCUGCCAUUCAAAUGCUCUCCCCAGCCACGUGAAGAUCAGUGUUUCCAGGCAAACUCUUUUCGAGGAUUCUUUCCAACAGAUCAUGAACAUGAAACCCUACGACCUGCGCCGCCGGCUCUACAUCAUCAUGCGCGGCGAGGAGGGCCUGGACUAUGGCGGUAUCGCCAGAGAGUGGUUUUUCCUCCUGUCCCACGAGGUGCUCAACCCCAUGUAUUGUUUAUUUGAAUACGCUGGGAAGAACAAUUACUGCCUGCAGAUCAACCCCGCCUCCUCCAUCAACCCUGACCACCUCACCUACUUCCGCUUUAUUGGCAGAUUCAUUGCCAUGGCUCUGUACCAUGGGAAGUUCAUUGAUACAGGCUUCACCCUCCCUUUCUACAAGCGGAUGCUAAACAAGAGACCAACCCUGAAAGACCUGGAAUCCAUCGACCCCGAAUUCUACAACUCUAUUGUCUGGAUCAAAGAGAACAACCUGGAAGAGUGUGGCCUAGAGCUGUACUUCAUCCAGGACAUGGAGAUCCUGGGCAAGGUGACGACCCACGAGCUGAAGGAAGGUGGUGAGAGCAUCCGAGUGACAGAAGAGAACAAGGAAGAGUACAUCAUGCUGCUAACUGACUGGCGUUUCACUCGGGGCGUGGAGGAGCAGACCAAAGCUUUCCUGGACGGCUUCAACGAGGUGGCCCCCCUGGAGUGGUUGCGCUAUUUUGAUGAGAAAGAGCUGGAGCUGAUGCUGUGCGGCAUGCAGGAGAUAGACAUGAGCGACUGGCAGAAGAACACCAUCUACCGGCACUACACCAAGAACAGCAAGCAGAUCCAGUGGUUCUGGCAGGUGGUGAAGGAGAUGGACAAUGAGAAGAGGAUCCGGCUGCUGCAGUUUGUUACUGGGACCUGCCGCCUGCCUGUUGGGGGCUUUGCUGAACUCAUUGGUAGCAAUGGACCACAGAAGUUUUGCAUUGACAAGGUUGGCAAGGAAACCUGGCUGCCCAGAAGCCACACCUGUUUCAACCGGCUGGAUCUCCCACCGUACAAGAGCUACGAACAGCUGAAAGAGAAGCUGCUGUAUGCCAUCGAGGAGACUGAGGGCUUUGGACAGGAGUAAUCGAGGCUGUCCCCUCCCAUGCCCCCCAGCGCACAUGUAAUCAUGAGUCCUCCCUGCCCAAGAGGCCGCUGGCCCCACAGCCCCCGGGAGGCCCCUGCAGAUGGUGGCCCUGCAUGGGACCACACUGUCAUCAGACUGGUGGCAGCAGAGCCUGACCUCAAGAGGCCCUGCCUGCUCCUCCCUCCUACCCACUGGUAGCAGUCUGGAAUAAAGCCCCCACGUCACCUUUGGCCCCAUCACCCAUUGCAAAGUCUGGAGGGCUGACCCUCUUUGCAGAGCUCACCUUUCUCCCCUGAGACCAACCCUAGGCAUGUGUGAGUGUGCAAGGGAGGGGCCGCGUCAGAAGCCCUGGGCCUCACAGGCUGGUUAGAUAAGGAGACCAGCCAUUUGGGGUAGCCAUUCUGGGCUGAGAAAGCCCAGGGUCUUUGCCAGUAAAAGAGGUUCUGUUUUAUAUAGAACUUUUCCGGUGAGAUGUACAAAUGAAGGUCUGAGGGAGAGGAGCUCUGGAUCAGGGCUGCCUCGCAUCCCUCCCUAGCUGGCUCUCCACUGGAGGCUGAGCAGCAAGGCCCCUCCCUCCACUCAGUGCUGGCUAGUUUGUUCUCUCCAGCAGAGAAAGGGUCAUACCAGCUGCUUGGGUGUCAGUGGGAUGAAAACAGCAAACUCCCUCAGACUUUCUUUUCCCUUUUUCAUGAACUUGAAGCGUUUGGUGUG